UUUUUAAUAACACACUGUCAUACAGGGAGACAGAUCUGUUCGACCUGAACUGUGAGAAAAUGUUACUCACUGUGGUGUUGUGUUUACCUGUAAUUUUUGUCCCGUGGAGCGACUCAUUACCGACGAGACGACAGCCGGGUCCAGUCAACAACCGACCGAUUAUUGGAAUUUUAACUCAAGAAGUAGAAGAUGAUGUGAUGAAGCCGUUUGGAAAGACCUACAUCCCUGCUUCCUAUGUCAAGUAUAUAGAGUCAGCUGGAAGUAGAGUGGUACCUAUCAGGUUGACUCAGAGUACUGCCGAGUAUGAGAAGAUUUUCAAGUCAAUUAAUGGCCUGCUACUCAUCGGAGGUUCGUCAGAUCUCGAGACGUCAGACUUUGCAAAGGUGGCAGGGAUCUUCUACAGGCUUGCCCUCAAGGCCAAUGAUGCUGGAGACUCCUUUCCUAUUUGGGGCACAUGUCUAGGGAUGCAACUGCUGACUUGUCUGGUGGCUGGAGAGAACCUGUUGACCAAAACCACAGCUGAGAACAUGGCCCUUCCCCUGAACCUCACCAAAGAGGCCCAUUCCAGUCAAAUGUUCCAGGGGUUCCCCAGUGAUAUCAUGAAGGCAUUAUCCCAGGAAGCUUUGACAGGGAAUUUUCACCAAUAUGGAGUGACCAUGAAGACAUUCAAGGAAAAUGAGAAGUUACAAAGUUUCUUCUCCAUCUUGUCCACGAACACAGCUGAAAAUGGUGCCAUCUUUGUCUCAACCAUGGAAGGGAGGACCUACCCCUUCUAUGGGGUCCAGUGGCAUCCUGAGGUGAACCGUUUCCAGUGGGACCCCAAACUCAACUUCCCCCACUCCUCAGACGCUGUACGCGUGGCCUCCCUACUGGCUGAGUUCUUUGUCAAUGAAGGCAGGAGAAGUAUGCAUCACUUCGACCAGCCUGAGGAAGAGGCCGUGUCACUCAUAUACAACUACACACCAACCUACGCUGGCAACUUCACUGGAUACGAGCAGAUCUACUUCUUCUGAGAUGUUGAAGUUCUGCCCUCACAACUCUAUAAUUCAUCCCUGAUGUUAUUAUGGGAUGUUAUGAGAAGUUUACCAUGGGCACUAAUUGUUGUUGGGCGUAAAUUGCUGGAGAUUGCUGUUGGGUGUAAAUUCUCAUUGUUGAAAUGAAUUCAACCUUCUGGCCCAAUCUCUGGCCCAUUGACACUGAACAAAAAUAUAAACGCAACAUGUAAAGUGUUGGUACCAUAUUUCAUGAGCUGAAAUAAAAUAUCCCAGAAAUGUC
This is a messenger RNA of Oncorhynchus nerka (sockeye salmon), 1275 nucleotides long. It is a transcript of the gene gghl, whose product is annotated as gamma-glutamyl hydrolase. The transcript is spliced from 9 exons. Gene Ontology annotation, cellular component: vacuole. NCBI's taxonomy places the organism in Eukaryota, Metazoa, Chordata, Actinopteri, Salmoniformes, Salmonidae. Gene Ontology annotation, molecular function: gamma-glutamyl-peptidase activity. Gene Ontology annotation, biological process: tetrahydrofolylpolyglutamate metabolic process. The record is from RefSeq and is a predicted model, not a curated record. The coding region runs from base 60 to 1013 and encodes 317 amino acids.